AUGUCACUCAUUUCCUCACCACCACCAUUACCCUUGCUGCUCUUUCUCAUGUCUUUUUGGACGCUGGCCACGCCUUUCACGGUAAUUAUGUCUGAUUCAGGCGAGCCCAACGCCCUUGUAGAGGGGCCGCAGACCGGGUUCUCCAUCAACAAAGACGGGGCUCGAACCGAUGCCCGUGAGCAAGAAGCGGUCUACGACAUCAUGCGUGCCACGGGCAACGAUUGGGCCACUGACAUCUCAGACGUGUGUCGUGGCCGUUGGCACGGGAUUGAGUGCAUGCCCGACAAGAACGAUGUUUUCCACGUCGUCUCCCUCUCCUUUGGAGCCUUGUCAGACGACACCGCCUUCCCGACUUGCGACCCAACCCGGUCACAUAUUUCGCCGUCCAUCACUAGGCUCCAUUACCUCCGGACCCUCUUUUUCUACCGUUGUUUCAGUUACAACCCCCAGCCAAUCCCGUCAUUUCUCGGCCAAUUGGGUCCCACUCUGCAAACACUAGUGCUUAGAGACAACGGGCACGUGGGUCCUAUACCUAUUGAGCUGGGCAAUCUCACCCGUUUAAAGGUUCUCGACCUCCACAAAAAUAAUCUCAACGGUUCAAUUCCGGUCUCACUAAACCGUGUCACCGGUCUAAGGUCGUUAGACUUGAGCUGUAAUUCUCUAACCGGUUCAAUACCCAAUUUCAGCUUCCCCAUCUUAAGCAUCCUUGACAUGAGCCAAAAUCUUCUAGCCGGUUCAAUCCCCUCCCAAAUCGGAGCCUGCCUUUCUCUUCUCAAGAUGGAUUUGAGCCACAACUGGCUCACCGGAUCGAUACCCAACUCCAUCGGCGGCCUAAAAGACCUCAUGCUCAUGGAUUUGAGCUACAAUCGCCUCAAGGGUCCUCUCCCAAUGUGGUUUGGAACCUUGGUGUCUCUUCAAACUCUGAACCUCAAAGGCAACCCUAUGGGCCCGACACAAAUUCCAAGUGAAGGAUUUGAAGGUAUGAAGGGUUUAAUGAUUCUGAUCUUAUCAAACAUGAAUCUACAUGGUCCUAUACCUUCAUCGAUAGGUCACUUGCCAAGCCUUCGUGUGCUUCAUCUUGAUGGCAACCACUUGAAUGGUUCAAUCCCAAAUAGCUUUCGAGAGCUUAAGAGCGUUGGUGAGUUGAGAUUAAACGACAAUGGACUAGUUGGGUCAAUUCCAUUUGGGAGAGAAAUGGUUUGGAGGAUGAGAAGGAAGCUUAGGCUUUACAAUAAUUCAGGGCUUUGUUAUAAUGCUAAUAGCGGUUUUGAAGACAACCUGGAUUCAUCUUCCAGUUUUGGGAUUGGUCCAUGCGACCCACCGAGACCGAGGCCAUGAAGAAUCAAAGCCAUUAUCGAUCUGGUACAGUUUACAAGUUUUCAGUCUGUGUUGAGCUAUUGCGACAUAUAAUAGAGCAUAUACAUAUUUGUUUCUUUUUUGGCCUGAAAUGGGUAUGUAUCGCACAGUGUAAUAUAUACUUGAUCUCAGCAAUGAAAAUAAUC
Messenger RNA from Rosa chinensis, 1502 nucleotides. Its product is annotated as protein TOO MANY MOUTHS. Lineage: Eukaryota; Viridiplantae; Streptophyta; Magnoliopsida; Rosales; Rosaceae. Gene Ontology annotation, molecular function: protein binding. The transcript has a single exon. The record is from RefSeq and is a predicted model, not a curated record. Bases 1 to 1338 code for a protein of 445 amino acids.